CAAGAAUAGCGCGUCCGUUUUGAACCGAACGGUGCGAGGGACGCGUCGCAGCAGCAGCUCACUUUCGCUCGUUGUGCACCGACGAAAAGAUGGGGUGUGCCAGCUCCAACUUGAAAGAACAAACGCAAGAGUUCGACAACAUCGCGGCCGAUGUCACGACGUCGACGGAUCGCAAGGUGAGCAUUGCGAUGCGGGAGAAGCGCGACGCCCAGCGCCGUGGCGACGUUUUCGCCGAAUCGAUUCAGUUCGACGACGAGUAUCAGCCCAACACGGUGCCCAAGGCAGAAGACACGAUGCACAUGAUCAAGGAGGCGCUGUCCCGCAACGCGCUCAUGUCGAUCGUGAGCGCGCUCGACAUCGACGUGAUGGCCGGGUUCAUGGUCAGUAAAAAGUUUGACCGGGGCGAUGUUGUGAUCACCGAGGGAGACACUGGCGACUUCUUCUACGUCGUCGAGAGCGGCACGUACGACGUCUCGAUCGCGGGCGACGUGGUCGGGACAGUCAAGACCGGCGGCAGCUUUGGCGAGUUGGCGCUGUUGUACAACUGCCCCCGCGCCGCGACAGUCACGACCACCGACUCGGGCAUCCUCUGGGCACUCGAUCGCGUCACGUUUCGGUGGAUCGUUGCCCGCAACGCUGAGGACCAGCUCGACGAGUGCAAGAAAUUUCUCCGCAACGUCCCGUUGCUUCACGAAUUGACAGACAGCCAAAUGAGCCAGCUAGCGAAUGUCGUGCAAAUGCUGCAUUUCAAGCAAGGCGAGCGCAUCAUCACCAAGGGCGAGAAAGGCAACGUGCUGUACAUCAUCAAGACGGGCACAGUUGUCUGCAGCGACGCUGGCGACGGAGUCAAAACUGUCGAAAACGUUCGCAUUUCGGACGGCGAGUACUUUGGCGAGCGAGCGCUCAUGACGCGCGAACCGCGCGCGGCCAACGUGACGGCCGAAACGGAUGUUGUGGCGUUCGCGUUGGACCGUCAAGCGUUCGACGAGAUCCUCGGGUCGUUGCGCGAAGUGAUGGACCGCAACAUGAGCAUGCGUGUCAUUCAAAGCGUGCCCAUUCUCAAGUCGCUCUUGCCGUCGAGCCGCGCGUCGCUGUUUGCCGCGUUGACGACGCAAUCGUUUGAGGACGGUCAAAGCGUCAUCAAGGAAGGCGAGCCUGGAAGCACGUUCUACAUUAUCAAGUCGGGCCAUGCGGUCGUGUCCAAGAUGUCAGGGUCGACGGUGGUCGAGAUCGCCAAGUUGUCGGUGGGCGAGUUCUUUGGCGAAAUGGCCUUGCUCAACGACGAACCGCGCAAAGCGAAUGUCGUGGCCAGCGGGUCGCUCGAGUGCUUUGUCCUGGAGCGCGCCAAGUUUGUCGAACUGCUCGGACCGCUUCAAGACAUCCUCAACCGCGAAGCCGAAGACCGACAGGUCGAGCUGAACGCACGGGAAGAAGUCUUGUUCGACGACUUGCAAGUGCUCCGUACGCUCGGGACAGGGACAUUCGGCCGCGUCAAGCUCGUCAAGCACAAAUUGACGGGCAAACCGUACGCGAUGAAAGUCAUGCAAAAAACGCAGGUCGUGGCGUACAAGCAGCAAAUCAAUAUCCUGAACGAAAAGAACUUGCUGGCCAUGUGCAACCACCCGUUCAUUCUCAAGCUGUUCCAGACGUUCAAGGAUCAGCAGUGCCUGUACUUGCUCAUGGAGUUUGUCCAAGGGGGCGAGCUCUUUGCAUACCUGCACAACACCGAGCGACCGGGUGGGCGCCUGCCAAACGACCACGCCCGCUUCUAUGCGUCGCAUGUGAUCUUGGCGCUCGAGUACUUGCAUGACCGCAACAUUGUGUACCGCGACCUCAAGCCGGAGAACCUCUUGAUCGACCAAGAAGGGUAUAUCAAAGUCGUGGACUUUGGCUUUGCCAAGGUGUGUGCCGACCGCACGUACACGCUGUGCGGGACGCCAGAGUACCUGGCGCCCGAGCUUGUGCUGGGCAAGGGGCACAACAAGGGUGUCGAUUACUGGGCGUACGGCGUCCUGAUCUUUGAAAUGAUGGUCGGGUGUUCUCCAUUUGUCGGCAACAACCCGUCCGACCAGAUUCAAAUCUGUCGCAACAUUGUCAAAGAGCCGCUCCGGUUUCCGUCGUGGAUUCCUGGAGCGUGCAAAGACAUCGUGACCAAGCUCCUCGACCGCGACGUGUCCAAGCGCAUGGGGUGCAACCACGGCGGCACGCAUGCGAUCCGCACUCAUCCAUGGUUCCACGGCGUCGAAUGGGACAAGAUCGUCAAGAAGCGCGAGCCCGCGCCGUGGUUACCGGCGCUCUCGAACCCGUUCGACGCAUCGAAAUUCGCCGCGAUCGAUGAAUGGGAUGACGUGGCGCCGUACCAGGACGACGGAACGGACUGGGACGCCAACUUUUAGCUUUGUCCAUUCGUCUGUCGCUCUAUGAAUUGCCUUGCCAUGCAAA
Molecule: messenger RNA, 2442 nt
Organism: Aphanomyces invadans
Lineage: Eukaryota; Oomycota; Saprolegniomycetes; Saprolegniales; Verrucalvaceae
Product: AGC/PKA protein kinase
Exons: 11
Coding region: 90-2396 (768 amino acids)
Biological process (GO): signal transduction; peptidyl-serine phosphorylation
Cellular component (GO): cAMP-dependent protein kinase complex
Molecular function (GO): cAMP-dependent protein kinase activity; cGMP-dependent protein kinase activity; ATP binding
Source: RefSeq, a predicted model, not a curated record